Fomitiporia mediterranea MF3/22 is the source of this 1218-nucleotide messenger RNA. Its product is annotated as purine and uridine phosphorylase. Gene Ontology annotation, biological process: uridine catabolic process. Gene Ontology annotation, cellular component: cytosol. The record is from RefSeq and is a predicted model, not a curated record. Gene Ontology annotation, molecular function: uridine phosphorylase activity. NCBI's taxonomy places the organism in Eukaryota, Fungi, Basidiomycota, Agaricomycetes, Hymenochaetales, Hymenochaetaceae. Bases 106 to 1218 code for a protein of 370 amino acids. The transcript is spliced from 10 exons.
CGUACUCCCAUCUAGAGCGCCGGGCACAACAACGAAGCGGGCUUCUGUGAGAGUAAUAUUCCAGGUGUGCGCCAUCAGCACGGUACGAGCAGCAGGACCUAGAUCAUGAAGGAUACUUUCACCGAUGCAAACUUUCCGAGGACCGCCGAUGGCAGAGUAUACCAUCUCGGAAUACGUCCCGGUGACGUCGCAAAUCGCAUUCUGACCGUAGGCUCUCCCUCACGCGCGGAGGCAAUCGCAUCCCUUCUCGACGGCGACGCCUCAUCACUAUUCAAACUCUCCUCAGAACGAGGAUUUCUCACCAUUACAGGUCGUUUCAAUGGCGUGCCUAUCAGUAUCGUCAGCAUAGGGAUGGGCUAUCCUAACAUGGACUUCUUCGUCCGGGAAGCUCGUGAAUGUGUUUCCGGAGACCUCGUAAUCGUAAGAUUGGGGUCUUGUGGCGGCUUGACCGAUCUUCCCGUCGGAUCGCUUGUUGUACCUUCUGCGGGUGUCUCCGUUCGAAGGAACUACGAUUAUGACUUCCUCUCAGACAACGCAGAUGGGCAGGAUGGUUCGCCAUACCAGGUUUCGAAACCGGUAGCUGCAGAUGCUGAACUUCAUGCAUUCGUUACGAAUAGACUUAAGACCACGACGCCCUUAGACCCUCCUGCUACUAUAGUGAGCAAUACAGUAAACGCAAGUGCAGACAGUUUCUACGCCUCUCAAGGCCGACAAACUUCGUUCCCAGAUCACAACGAGAUGCUCAUAGACCACCUAAUGGACACUGUACCCAGUCUCGCAACAUUAGAGAUGGAGACCUUCCACCUUCUUCACCUUGCAUCUGUCUGGCGGCCCCGGCAACACAAGGCAACGACCAAUGGCCUUACAGUCCCACCGACGAAGUUACCAGUUACGCCUUCACUUAGCCCACCUUCCUCUACCAAUUCAUCAUCGUCCCCGACAUCCCCACAAGUGAACGCAACUCCAACACCAACACCAACCGCACGCAUCCGCGCAGCAGCCGUCCAAAUGAUCUUCGCGAACCGCCGUACACAAGACUUCAUCUCGCCCACACGUGUUCAGGAAUUGGAAGAGUGGAGUGGACAGGCUGUGUUGGGUGCGCUUACUGGGUUUGGUAUUCCUGUGGAGAACCUCCAUCCCGACCUCGGAACCGUCUGGGAAAAAAGAGAAAUUGUAGAUACGAAAGUGAAGGUGAACGGGAUUUCCGUGUCUACUUAG